Messenger RNA from Homalodisca vitripennis (glassy-winged sharpshooter), 1823 nucleotides. Its product is annotated as cytochrome P450 4C1-like. The coding region runs from base 188 to 1684 and encodes 498 amino acids. The record is from RefSeq and is a predicted model, not a curated record. Gene Ontology annotation, molecular function: monooxygenase activity; iron ion binding; heme binding. Lineage: Eukaryota; Metazoa; Arthropoda; Insecta; Hemiptera; Cicadellidae. The transcript is spliced from 14 exons.
AUUACUGUAUAGCUGUACGACUUUCUGUAUAUUCUUUUAGUUGUUUGACAGUGAUGUCUCUACUGAUAUUUAGGAAUAAAAAAAUAGAGAAGGUCUGGGUUCCUUGAAAACCUUGAACUGAUGGUUAAAAUUAAUGGUACAAGAACCAGUCUCUCAGUGGCUGCGCGAGUGAAUUGACAUACCAGGUAUGAAGUUCCCAGCACUUCCGGCACUACUCAUUCUGAUCUCUUUUCUCCUUCUUGUGGUAGUUUAUGUACGGUUCCGGUUGCGCUACAGACAAGUUCUGGCUAUCGCCACCAAGCUACCCUGUCCUCCGACUUGGCCUGUCCUGGGCAACCUCCCUUCGCUUCUCUUAUAUGGUGUAAAUGUCAGUUCCUCCAAAAAUAUACUGAGAAUUGCAGAAAAGUUUAAAGGCAUUUUCUGUGUCUGGAUUGGCCCAGUUCCAAUGUUUGUCGUAAAAGAUCCUGCGGACGUUCAGAUCAUUUUAAAUAGUUCCGCAACACUGGAAAGAAACGAUAGAUACGUAAGUUUUAAAACAUUCAUGGGCAAUGGACUUCUGUCAGCACCAGUUAGUAUCUGGAAGAAGUACCGGAAGGUAAUAAAUCCCAUCAUGCGGCCUUCUAAUGUGGAACACUUCCUUCCUGUCUUCAAUGACGUCGGUAGAAAGUUGUCAGAUAAGUUUUCUGUCAGCUCUCCUCCUACUGACCGCUCGGAUGAAAUUUUUGACAUGGCUUUGGAUGCUAUCAUAAGAACUGCUAUUUCAAAGAAGGACUUUCCUAACGAAACAAAGAGAGAUGUAAAAUAUCUUAUCCAUAGUGUACCAGAUAUACUCAUGGCACGUAUAUUCAAGAUUUGGCUGCAAAUAGACUGGUUGUUCAAGUUAUUAUACAGAAAAGAGUUAAAGUUGAUUUUUGAAAAGUUGGAAAAUCUCUUGGAUACAGUGAAUAAGAGAGUGAAGGCUGAAGGCGAAAUUCGAACUAGAGUUCCAGAGUCAGAUGAAAUUAGUACACGGAUGUCUGGAUUAACGCUAAUGGAUGUAAUUUGUGACAAUCUGCCGGUUAUAAGAGAAGAUCAUAAUUGGAGAGACGAAGUCAUGACAUUGUUAGCAACCGGAACAGAUACUAUUGUUGGCUCAUUGUCUUUUCUACUUGUCACCCUAGGAAAUUACCCAGAAGUCCAGGAUAAGAUAAUAGAGGAGAUACAGGGAGUGAUGGGAGAUAUGGACCGUGACGUCACCGUUACUGACGUUAACGCCAUGACGUACCUGAACCAGGUAAUCCUGGAGAGCAUCAGAUUGCACGGUAGCGUUUCUGCAAUAUCGAGGAAGGCAACGAAGGAAAUUAAGUUAUCCGAGUGCACACUACCCGCUGGAAGUCGAAUAGUAUUGGUGCUCCUAACCAUGGGUUAUGACAAAGAACGGUUUCCUGACCCUGAACAGUUCCUACCUGAACGGUUCUCUCCAGAAAAACAAAAAGAACGACACAACUACUCUUUCCUGCCAUUCGGCGGUGGUCCCCGCAACUGUAUAGGGAAGACCUAUGCAAUGGUCAUGAUGAAGACAGUCCUGGUGCAUGUGCUGAGACGGCUGCGAGUGAAGUCACACACUAAAAUGUCUGAACAUACAGUACGAACUGAGGGUGGUGAUACACCAGAGCUUUCCACUCCUGGUCACCUUCCAUCCUAGAUAAGCAAGCGUACACUUCUAUGUUUUACUUGAGAACAUGUCCCAUUGAAACUGGAUGGUCUUCGAACAUCUUUACUUAUUUUAAAUCGCUCAUGAAUUAUAAAUGUGGGUAAACUAUUAAAUGUAGGCUACUUGUUUU